GCCUUUAGAUGAGGAAAGGGGAAGUGUGAAGAAGUGUGAGCCACUGCUAAAAAAAAUCCUUCAAACAUGAAGCGAGACGUCAAAUACACGCUGAGAAAUGUGAACAUCUUAAAGCAGCAGGUCGGACGAACUAAAGAAAUCCGAUAAGACGUCUGAUGUGAGUCGGAUCAACCUGGAUGAGUUAGUCACUUCUGAUUCAGCCCGGAGGAGUUACAUACAGUUCUACUGAAACCUGCUGUUAGAGCUCAAUCUGUUCGCUCUGUUUAGCUUCUAAACCGCUCAUGUCCGCUCGAUAUCCGAUUCUAAACUUCUAAUCUCGUUUAUUAUAAUCAGACAUGUCGGAUUCGAGCUUGGAGAGCGCUAAAUAUCUGUAUAAUCUACCGGCUGCUGCUGUGAACGAAUUUUCUCGGGUUAUGGAUUCCCUGGCGGAUUCAGACUGGCUCAGAUUUGCUUCUCGAGUAAUUUGUGAUCAGACGGACCUCCGGCUGGUGGAGCAGGGCAGCAGACGGACGGAAACACUAAUGCACCAGUGGGGGUGCAGGAACGGGACGGUGGGAGAACUUCUCAACAUCCUGCAGGACCUGGAGCUGUUGAGGCCGCGAGAUAUCAUCCUCAAAUGGAGACGUAUUCCACAGCCGAGCUCAACCUCACCCUCCUCCAGCUCUGUGUCCCAGCCCGGCCGUCCCCACUACAGCUCUCCCCCGUCGUCUCUGUUCGACCCCUGCAAGGACGUCACCCAGACCCUCCCCGGUCCUGCAGAGAGCAAACUGCUGCCCAAACCUGGACCUCCACCUCCGGACCUCAGGUCGUCAUUUUCUGCUCCACUGGAAUCAGAAUUUAAAGAAGAAAAGAAAGAAGAAGAGCGUACCUGUGAGUGCCGCCCAGUCCAGCCGUCCCUGUGCACCAACGUCAUGUGCUGGCCUUUGGAGGAGGUGCAGCGAGGUACCGAUAACUUCUCGGCUGUGAGGCAGGUCGGAGAGGGAGGAUUCGGCCACGUGUACCGCGCCUCCAUGAGGAACACCGACUUCGCGGUCAAGAGACUGAAAGAGGAUUCCCACAUGGGUUGGAGCGUGGUGAAGGAAAGUUUUAGGACAGAGGUGGAAAGACUCUCGCAGUACAGACACCCGAACAUUAUGGACUUGGUUGGCUACAGCGUGGGAGGAGGUUCAUACUGUCUCAUAUACGUCUACAUGCCCAGCGGCUCUUUGGAGGACCGGCUGCACUGUCAGAAUGGUUCUGCCCUCUCCUGGUCUCAGCGUGUAAAUGUGCUGCUGGGCUCAGCCAAAGCCAUUCAGUACCUGCACUCCUGCUCUCCUGCACUCAUCCACGGAGACGUCAAAAGCUCAAACAUUCUACUAGGUGAACAUCUGGAGCCAAAACUGGGCGACUUCGGCCUGGCACGACUGCGCCGUAACCCCAGCAGGAGCCCAGGAAAGACGAGCACCGUGGCCCAGACCUCUACGGUACGCGGCACGUUGGCGUAUCUGCCCGAUGAGUACGUGAAGGACGGACAGCUGGGCACGGAAAUCGACGUUUACAGCUUCGGAGUGGUGCUGCUGGAGGUGCUGACGGGCCGAAGAGCUUUACAGACUAACGGCCAGUCGAGGAGCGUUUACCUGAAAGACCUGGUGUCUGAAGUGGAGGAUGAUGGGAAAAGCUUUAGCAAAGGGAAGGAUUCUCGGGACACGCAGGCGGCGGAAAACAUCUGGAAGAAGCAUCUGGAUUCCCGGCUGAUGACGGAGGGCACGUCGGGGCCUACCGGCUCCAGAGAAAUGGCUCUGCUCGCGUGUCGCUGCCUGGAGCGCCGGAGGAAAAAGAGACCGCCGAUGACCGAGGUGUUCACGAGUCUGCAGGACAUUCUCACAGCGGGGCGAGCUCCGAGCAGAUCAGACACGCCUGUGGAAUCCCCUGCCGUCUCUCAGCAUCCGUUCACCCCGCAGCCUCUGCGCUCUGAUAACUGCUCUCUGGACUCUCUCGCCCAUCGUUUCUCGAGGCUCGGCCCCCGGGAGGACACGUACUGCUGCCCGGACAAUCGCUGCUUCCCCUCCGCGGAGACGGACUUUGAGAUCCUCCGAUCGUCGGACGCUCGGUGCUCGUCCUUCCGCGCCCCGUGUGAAUCGGACGAGAGUCAGGGCUUCUCUCAGUACCUGGUGCCCACGUGUAGCGCCCAGAGUGACGUCAGGGAGCUCAAAACCGUGCAGUCGGUGGCUACGCCGAUGCCGUCCGGUGCCAGCUCAGAUGAGAAGGUGGUCGUUAACGCGGUCAGGCAGCAGCUCGUUGACAGAAUGGAGCUUUAUGAGGACGGCAGGAUCCAGACCUCAGACCUUCUCUCUUCUGCUGCUCCGUCAUACGGAGCGCUGAGGACUCGGUCACGGGAACCAGAAGAGAGUGAUGAAUUCACUACUUAAUUUGGGCUAGGUGACCGGGACCUAAGAGUGAAUCAGACUGAAGGUGCUCAGAUCAGGAGUUGAUCGGGAUUUUUAUUAGAGUUCUCAGCACCAAUUGGUGACCUACAGCUUCAUUUUACUACCGUUGUGUACUAACGAACUACAGACAUUUACUUACUCGACCAAGACAAGUCAUAUGUGCUGCGUAAUCCAUGCAAAAUGGUACCUGUAUGAAUCAAGUAAUCACAAUAUAUAUCUAUAUAUAUAUAUUAUAUAUACUAAUGAAACAAUGAUAAACAGAUUCCACUCAUGCCUGACUGCUGCUCUUAUUGUUGUUUUUUUGUUUUUCUACUUUAAUAAAUGUGUUUUUGACUGACUGGUUUAAAUAUUUUGGAGGGAAUGAUUUUACUUUA
This is a messenger RNA of Trichomycterus rosablanca, 2800 nucleotides long. It is a transcript of the gene irak1, whose product is annotated as interleukin-1 receptor-associated kinase 1. Gene Ontology annotation, biological process: signal transduction; protein phosphorylation. The transcript is spliced from 14 exons. The record is from RefSeq and is a predicted model, not a curated record. Gene Ontology annotation, molecular function: ATP binding; protein binding; protein kinase activity. Lineage: Eukaryota; Metazoa; Chordata; Actinopteri; Siluriformes; Trichomycteridae. The coding region runs from base 336 to 2408 and encodes 690 amino acids.